Sphenostylis stenocarpa is the source of this 1431-nucleotide messenger RNA. NCBI's taxonomy places the organism in Eukaryota, Viridiplantae, Streptophyta, Magnoliopsida, Fabales, Fabaceae. The record is from the annotation of a GenBank genome assembly.
AUGGCCCUCGAAACCUGGCUCAUCAAGGUCAAAACGGCGCUGUCGCACAGCCUCACGAAGAAACCGUCGUUUUCAUCGUCGAAGCCAAAACACGUUGCCGUUUUGUCAUUCGAGAUCGCGAACGUGAUGUCCAAGCUCCUCCACCUCUGGCAGUCCCUCUCCGACGCCAACGUCGUUCGCCUCCGAAACGACGCCGUCACGCUGGAAGGCGUGCGCAAGCUCAUCUCCAACGACGAGUCUUUUCUUCUAAGCCUCGCCGUGGCCGAGUUCGCUGACUCGCUCCGACUCGUCGCCGACUCGGUCUCCCGACUGAGCAACAACUGCCACGACCCUUCUCUCCGAUCCUUCCACCGAGUCUUCACCGAGUUCGCCAACUCGGGCCUCGACCCGCACGCAUGGACCCUCACCACCCCCAAAGACAUCGAAACCAAACACAGAAAGUUGCAACAUUACGUGACUCUCACGGCAACGCUUCACAAAGAAAUCGACGCUCUCACUCUCCUCGAAAGCGCGUUCAAAAAAGCGGUUCUCAACGCUGACAACGCCGCCACCGAACCCUCUUCCUCUCACAAAAAACUCAGCGAUCUUCAGCAGAAGAUUUUCUGGCAGAAACAAGAGGUGAAGAACUUGAAGGAACGUUCGUUAUGGAACAAAAACUUCGAUGGCGUUGUUCUGUUGUUAGCAAGGUUCGUUUUCACUGUGUUAGCGCGGAUUAAGGUUGUCUUCGGAAUCGGACACAGUAGUGUUCCCUUUUUGUCGCGUAGUUUGUCUUCCGUUUAUCCCUCUGAUCACCAAAACCCUAUUUCCAAUUCUUGUUCCUUUGUUUCUGGGCCAUUGAAAAGCACAAAACUUGGUGAGGAAAAUGAGGAUUUGGGAAAUGGGUUUUUUGAGUCUAAUUGCAAGGUGUUGAAGUUGAAGGGUAAUGGUGAUAGUGAUACUUUGGGUGCUUCAGCUUUGGCCUUGCACUAUGCAAACUUGGUGAUGGUGUUGGAGAAGAUGGUAAAGUCACCCCAGUUGGUUGGGGUGGAUGCUAGGGAUGAUUUGUAUGGGAUGUUGCCAAGUAGCAUAAGGUCAUCUUUGAGGGCAAGGUUGAGAGGGGUGGGAUUUUCUGCAUGUGAUGAUCAUGUGCUGGCUGGAGAAUGGAGAGAUGCAUUGGGGAGGAUUCUGGGUUGGUUGGCACCUUUGGCACAUAACAUGAUCAAGUGGCACAGUGAGAGGAGCUAUGAGCAGCAAAACUUGGUACCAAAGACAAAUGUGUUGUUGUUGCAGACUUUGUUCUUUGCAAACAAGGAGAAGACAGAAGCUGCCAUCACUGAGCUGCUUGUGGGGUUGAACUAUGUUUGGAGGUUUGAGAGGGAAAUGACAGCUAAGGCAUUGUUUGAAUGUACCAAAUUUAAUAAUGGCUUCUUAAGCUUGCCCAAGCCCAGCUAA